Elgaria multicarinata webbii is the source of this 1955-nucleotide messenger RNA. RefSeq names its product ASH2 like, histone lysine methyltransferase complex subunit (gene ASH2L). The record is from RefSeq and is a predicted model, not a curated record. NCBI's taxonomy places the organism in Eukaryota, Metazoa, Chordata, Lepidosauria, Squamata, Anguidae. Gene Ontology annotation, cellular component: Set1C/COMPASS complex. Bases 21 to 1922 code for a protein of 633 amino acids. The transcript is spliced from 17 exons. Gene Ontology annotation, molecular function: transcription cis-regulatory region binding; protein binding.
GAGUCGGGCUCCAGCGGAAGAUGGCGGCGGUGGCGGGGGGAGCCAUGGCUCCGGCGCCUGAGGAGGGAGGAGAAGGGGAGGCCACUCCACCGGCGGCUCCAGAAGCUAUGGCCGGAGAAACCUCGGGGUCAGCCGAGCAGGGAACCGGAGACUCGGAGACCGGGGGGGAUGCUUCUCUGGGCGAUGUCACUGCCACCCUAGAGACAGAAUCGUCCAGUGGAAAGGAUGCAUUGGAGGGUGUUGGGGACAGUUCUGAAGUCAUGGAUAAUCAGACCGGCUCCGUUGAUGAAGAGAAUGGAAGACAGUUGGGAGAGAUUGAGCUGCAGUGUGGCAUUUGCACCAAGUGGUUCACAGCAGAAACGUUUGGCAUUGAUACUACGGCUUGUCUACCUUUUAUGACCAACUACAGUUUCCAUUGCAACAUUUGUCAUCACAGUGGGAAUACAUAUUUCUUAAGAAAACAAGCAAAUCUGAAGGAAAUGUGUCUCAGCGCUCUGGCGAACUUAACUUGGCAGUCAAGGUCCCAAGAUGAACACCCAAAAACAAUGUUCUCAAAAGACAAGGACAUUAUACCCUUUAUUGAUAAGUACUGGGAGUAUAUGACGACAAGGCAAAGACCAGGAAAAAUGACGUGGCCGAAUAAUAUUGUAAAAACAAUGUGUAAAGAAAGGGAUGUCUUCUUGGUGAAAGAGCAUCCAGACCCAGGAAGCAAAGAUCCAGAGGAAGAUUACCCCAAAUUUGGACUCUUAGACCAGGACCUUGGUAAUAUUGGCCCUGCAUAUGAUAACCAGAAACAGAGCAAUACCGUAUCUACUAGCGGAAGCCUAAAUGGUGGAGCCUCUUUGGGAGUCAAACGACACACAGAUUUGUGGUGUUUCCCUUCCCAAGGGGGUAUCGUAGCAGGAACUAGUGGGAAAGGAAGAGGAGCUAAACGCAAGCAGCAAGACGGAGGGACUACAGGAACAGCCAAGAAAACCAGGAGUGAUCCCUUGUUCUCCGCUCAGCGUCUCCCACCUCACGGCUACCCGUUGGAGCACCCUUUUAAUAAAGAUGGAUACCGUUACAUUUUGGCUGAGCCUGACCCCCAUGCGCCUGACCCAGAGAAGCUGGAGCUAGACUGCUGGGCAGGCAAGCCCAUUCCUGGAGAUCUCUAUAGAGCCUGCCUAUACGAGCGUGUCCUCCUAGCUCUGCACGACCGAGCCCCUCAGCUGAAGAUCUCGGACGACAGGCUGACAGUCAUAGGAGAAAAAGGGUACUCCAUGGUGCGAGCCUCACAUGGUGUGCGGAAGGGGGCCUGGUACUUCGAGAUAUCGGUGGAUGAGAUGCCUCCAGAAACGGCUGCCAGGCUUGGCUGGUCUCAGCCACUAGGGAACCUUCAGGCUCCCCUGGGCUACGACAAGUUUAGCUAUUCCUGGCGCAGCAAGAAAGGCACAAAAUUCCAUCAGUCCAUCGGUAAACAUUAUUCAACGAGCUACGGCCAAGGGGACGUGCUCGGUUUUUAUAUCAGCCUUCCCGAAGAAACCGAAACCGCCAAAUCGCUGCCUGACACUUACAAAGACAAGGCUUUGAUCAAGUUCAAAAGCUACUUGUACUUUGAAGAGAAAGACUUUGUGGAUAAAGCGGAAAAGAGUUUAAAGCAAGCACCAGGAAGCCAAAUAAUCUUCUAUAAAAAUGGUGCCAGCCAAGGAGUUGCAUACAAAGACGUUUUCGAAGGUGUUUAUUUCCCUGCCGUCUCUCUGUAUAAAGGCUGCACGGUUUCUAUAAACUUUGGGCCCUACUUCAAAUACCCUCCAAGAGAUAUCAGUUACCGCCCGAUGAGUGACAUGGGGUGGGUUGCGGUGGUAGAGCACACGCUAGCAGACGUCCUCUAUCAUGUGGAAACAGAAGUCGAUGGAAGGCGCAGCCCACCUUGGGAACCUUGAAAGACGUUGUGUAUAUAUUAUUUUUUACAAAAA